GAACUCAACAAUUUCACACAUUCGGAUAAUUUCUUCACUUUUCUCUGUUGUUGAACCGUGCCCUUCACUUCCCUCCUUGCGCGUUAACUUUCUAUUAGCCCAUUUCUACUCCUUUUGGCUUUAAAAUACGCAUUGGGCUCCCAUGUUCUAAAUUCUUUUCCUCAACUAUAAUUGUUUUCGCACACAAAAAAGGGGAAAAAAGUAGUAACAACGCAAAAAAAUUGAAAAAAGAAAAACUGUAACCCGCUCUUAACUUCCUCGCAUGCAACCGGAGCUCCGGCUCCCUUAACGGAGCCCCAGCUCAAUUAUCUCGUUUUCCCUCUCAUUUAGAUCUCUGUCCCAUUGUCACUCUGUUUUUUUUUUUUUCCCCUCAGAUCUCAGACAAAACCAAAAAUGUCGAAACCGUGGGGUGGCAUCGGCGCGUGGGCCGCGGAGGCAGAGCGAGAAGAAGCGGAGGAACGUGAAGCUGCGGAAGCCGCAGCCGCUGCGGCAGCUGCUGCGCCGAGGGCUGAAUCGCAGAGUUUUCCUAGCCUAAGGGAAGCCGUUAGCGCGAAGCCCAAGAAGAAGAAAAUGACCCUUUCGGAGUUCACCAUGGGGACAUAUUCGUCGUCCGGUGGCCUCGGUGUUGGUGCUGCCGCUAGGGUAACAGAAUACAACAGGCUGACCCACGAAGAGAUGAUGCACCUCCCGACCCGACCCAAAGAACGUUCGCCGGAGGAAAUGCAGUAUGGCCGUCUCGGAGGUGGGUUUUCAUCUUAUGGGAGGUCCGGUCCCCCCGCGGGUCGGGUUAUGCGUGACAGUGACAACAGCGACGGGUCAUGGGGCUCCGGAAGAAGACAGUAUGGAGGUUUUGGUGAAGAACGACGGGGUCCGCCUUCUAGGGUUUCUGGUUACGUUCAGCCGUCGCGUGUCGAUGAGGUGGAUAAUUGGGCAAUGGCAAAGAAAGAAGUUCCUUCGUUUGAUUCGGGGCGGCAAAAUCGAUACGGUGGGCUUGGAACUGGAGGAGGUGGUGGAAUCUCUAGGGCGGAUGAGGUUGAUAAUUGGAUGACAGGAAAACGGCAGAUUCCAGCUCGCUCUUCGACAUUUGGUUCCGGUUUUCGUGACUCUGGACCGGAGCAUGAUAGAUGGAGCCGAGGUGGUGGUGGUAGUGGAUUCAGAGAGGAAAGGCCUAGAUUAGUUUUGGAUCCACCUAGAGGAGAAGUGAAUGAACAGUUGGUUAAGACCAAUAAGCCUAAUCCUUUUGGGGCGGCGAGGCCCAGGGAAGAGGUUUUGGCGGAGAAAGGAUUGGAUUGGAGGAAGGUGGAUUCUGAGAUUGAAGCAAAAAGGGUAACUAGUAGGCCUACCAGCGCUCACUCCAGUAGGCCAUCGAGUGCACAAUCCAGCAGGUCCGAAGGUCCCCAGCCGCAAGGGAUUGAAAAUGUAGUGAAGCCGAGGCCAAAGGCCAAUCCUUUUGGAGAUGCUAAGCCUAGAGAAGUUUUGCUGGAAGAGCGAGGUCAGGAUUGGCGCAAGAUUGAUCUUGAUUUAGAACGUCGCAGUAUGGACAGACCAGAAACAGAGGAGGAAAAGAUAUUGAAAGAAGAAAUAGAUCAUCUAAAGAAGGAGCUUGAGAAAGAUUCAACAACAAAUUCAGAAUCUGCUGGGGACCAGCCCACUUUACGUGAAAAGCUACUUCACAAAGAAAGGGAAUUAGAGAUACUUAUCCGAGAUUUUGAGAACAAAGUUAGAUUUGGUCAGAAAGCUGUUGAAAGGCCUGGUUCUGGAGCUGGCAGGAUUGGCAGCUUCCCUGAUAGACCACCAUCACAGUCUGGGUCUAUUGAUGGCUCUAGAAGUGUGGAGUUCAUGGCUAGGCCUAGAUCUCGUGGUACUGCAGAUGCAUGGACAAGGCCUGGUGAUGACCGAAGAGGAUUUCAGGGAGGAUUUCAAAUUGGCAGGGAUAAAGGAUUUCUGGGAAGCAGAGAUUUGGACAGGUCAAGGUCGAGGGAGAGAUGGUGAACUGCGAUUGGCAUUGUUUUGUUAAUUCUAUCCUCUACUUUUCACCACCUGGACCAUUAGUAUUUUGUCUCCUCACUUCUUUUUAAUUGUUCUUUUUGCUCUGGUAAAGUGGAGCAAGGAUUCUUGAGUAUUGGAGCAGGGAGCUCUGCGUUAAUCUAUUGUUACAUCUUGAAAUUAUGUAAAAUUGCCUUUCCGCCACUCUUUUUUCCCCCCUUCUUUUUGCCUUUUUCUCAAAGCAAGGAGCCUGUAUUUCUUAGGACUCAAAUACAUUGUGGCAUUCAGCAGUUGAUUCUUGAGAUUCCUUUGGAAUGUUAUACAGAUGAUCUGGUAUAUUAUUCUUGAGGUUGAGGGUUGGUGAUAAUUAUUCGGACUGUAUUUUUGAAGAAAAGAGUGGUUGCAAUGAAGUAGGGUAGAAAUUGGCAUUGGCAUUCGGACUGUUUAUGAAGCGGAGAAGGGGAAGUAUAUGCCUUUUCUUAUUAUUAUUAUUUUUUUAAAAAAAAAGGCUUUUUGGCUAUAGAAAUAUAUGUGGUUUGAGAUGAUGAAAAAGCCUCUAGAAAUGACAUCACGUUAACUCUUGACACUAGAAUUGAUUUUUUUUCAAUUGUAAUUGAACUUUUUAUAUUCGGUUUCUUUAUUAUAAUCGUAAAUUUGUACAGCUCAUGAAGAAUUUAAUUUAAUAAUUGUUUUAUUUUUAAUUCAUUUUCAUCAAUCAACUGA
Molecule: messenger RNA, 2709 nt
Organism: Durio zibethinus
Lineage: Eukaryota; Viridiplantae; Streptophyta; Magnoliopsida; Malvales; Malvaceae
Product: eukaryotic translation initiation factor 4B2-like
Molecular function (GO): mRNA binding; translation initiation factor activity
Source: RefSeq, a predicted model, not a curated record